AUGUCAAAUCUAAAAGAUUAUGAAAUUAGUGAACUACUUGAUGGAAAUAAUUCCGAUUGCCCAUACUUUGAUUCUGACGAAGAUGACUAUGAGUCAAGCAGUAAUCGAAAUGAAGGACAUUUUCCGAUCGAAGAAUUUGAAGAUCUCAUGGCCGAUUUAGAAAAACAAAAUAAUAAUAAUGAUUUGGACUACGAGUAUUUGAAUACAGAUGACGCAGCAAAUUUUCUGGAUGAGUACAAUGAUUAUAUGCCAGAAAUAAUCAAUACUGAAUCACUGAAUAAUAAUUUGGUAAAUAUUCAACUAUCUUCUAAACACGAGAUUAAAUGGGAAAGAUUGCCUUUUUCUAAUAGUAAUAAACCCAUCUUAAAUGACAUUUUACCUGACGUAUCCGAUUACUAUGAGAUUCAAGCUCCUUUGGUGUAUUUUAAUCGUUAUUUCAAUGACGCAGAAAUUGAAAAAAUGGUAGAAAUGACUAACAGGUAUGCAAUUCAAAAUGGAUCAUCGUGGAAUAAACCUACUGAUAUAUGGGAAAUCAAAACAUUUAUUGCUCUUCAUAUUCGUAUGGGUUGCUUAAAAUACCCUAGGGUACGAAUGUAUUGGGACACUACUUUAGGUUUAUCCAACUUUAGCCAAUAUAUGACAGUUAAUCGAUUUUUCUCGCUAAGAACAAAUUUUCAUGUUGUUGAUAAUUUAACAUUGUCAAAUGACAAUAAAGAUCGAUUUAAAAAAGUUAGACCUAUGUAUGACUGUGUUAGAAAGAGAUGUAAGCAAUUAAUUGUCGAGCGUAAUAUUUCAAUCGACGAACAAAUUGUUCCAUUCACAGGAAAAUUAAAUAUAAAACAGUACUGCAAAGGAAAGCCAAACCCGUGGGGAGUAAAAAUAUAUGUUAUGUGUGGAUCAAGUGGAACUAUUUACGAUUUUUUACUUUAUCAAGGAUCCGCCACUAAAUUUGGUAUUCCUCCUCAAAUACAAAAACAAGUUGGGAUGGGCGGAAGUGUCGUAUUAACUCUGACACAAGAUUUGGAAAAAAACAAACAUUCAUCUACAAUUCGUGUAAAUAGGUUUAGUAAGCCACCUUUUUUGAACGAUAAGUGGAUGGCAUCGAAAGGUCGAGGUACAACUGAUGAAAUACGAAAUAAGGAAGAUACUAUAUGCUUAGUAAAGUGGUAUGAUAACAAGCCAGUUUAUAUGUGUUCGAACUUUAUUGCUUCCGGGGAAGUUGAAAAAGUGAAAAGAUGGGAUAAAAAAACUAAGCAAUAUUUAGAUAUAGAACAACCUGAAGUCAUCAAAAUGUAUAAUAAAAGCAUGGGAGGGGUCGACAAAAUCGAUCAAUUAAUUGCGUAUUAUAGAAUUUUUAUAAAGUCAAAGAAAUGGACUCUCCGUAUGAUGUUUCAUGCCAUUGAUAUGGCUUGCUGCAAUUCGUGGUUGGAAUAUUUGAAGGACUGUGAUAUAUUUAAAAUUAAAAAAAAAGAUAGAAUGGAUUUACUGAAUUUUAAACUUCGACUAGCUGAUAAUUUAAUUAACCUCGGCAGUUCUGCAGUGACAAAAAGUAGAGGAAGACCAAGUAGCAGUACUCCGAAAAAUUCACCACAAACAAAAAAGAAAAAAAAAGAGCCAUUACCACAUGAAGAAACACGAAAAGAUUUAAUUGGGCACUUACCAAUGUAUAAUAACAAUAAAUUACGUUGUAAAAAAGAAGGUUGCGGUGCGAAAACUCAUGUGUACUGUAAAAAAUGCAACGUGUGUAUUCGUUUAAUAACCAUUGAGUACCAAUGGGUCUUACAGGAACCAACUCCAUAA
Aphis gossypii (cotton aphid) is the source of this 1800-nucleotide messenger RNA. Its product is annotated as piggyBac transposable element-derived protein 3-like. The coding region runs from base 1 to 1800 and encodes 599 amino acids. The record is from RefSeq and is a predicted model, not a curated record. The transcript is spliced from 4 exons. NCBI's taxonomy places the organism in Eukaryota, Metazoa, Arthropoda, Insecta, Hemiptera, Aphididae.